Molecule: messenger RNA, 729 nt
Organism: Penicillium waksmanii
Lineage: Eukaryota; Fungi; Ascomycota; Eurotiomycetes; Eurotiales; Aspergillaceae
Product: exosome non-catalytic core subunit CSL4
Exons: 1
Coding region: 1-729 (242 amino acids)
Biological process (GO): RNA processing
Cellular component (GO): cytoplasm; nuclear exosome (RNase complex)
Molecular function (GO): RNA binding
Source: RefSeq, a predicted model, not a curated record
AUGGCAACUUCUCUUCCGUCAUUGGCCAUCCCCGGUCAACGCCUGGGCUCUGCCAACACAUACGCCGCCGGCCCCGGCACCCACAUCCAACAAACGAAUAUCUUCGCUUCCAUCGCUGGCCCUGUCAUCCUGGAUCCCGCCCAGCCCAACACACAAUCAAAAGCCACUCUUCGAGUUACACGGAUACUCUCUACUGCAGCUCAAUCUUCCCCAGCUGCCGCGCUCGCAAAAUCAAAGCCCAGAUACAACACCCUCCCCGCGGUCGAUUCAAUCGUUCUUGCGCGGGUCACCCGUGUGCAAAAGCGUCAAGCCGCCGUCUCCAUCCUCGUCGUCCUAGACGAGACAUCCGCCCCCAAUGCCGACCUCACCAAAGCAGCUUCAGAUAACGACAACAUCCCCUCUAUCCUUACCUCAGCCGCGAACCCUGAAAACCACAGCAGCACCGACGAGCUCCGCUUCCAAGCCAUAAUCCGCAAAGAGGACGUGCGAGCCGUCGAGAAGGACCGCGUCGUCAUGGAAGAAAUGUUCCGCGUCGGAGAUGUUGUCCGUGGCUGCGUUCUCUCACUCGGUGAUCAAACUUCCUACUACCUCACUACCGCACGCAACGACCUCGGUGUCGUGAUGGCUCGCAGCGAGGCUGGCAACAUGAUGUUCCCCGUUAGCUGGAAGGAGAUGAGGGAUCCUGUCACUGGAGCUGGGGAGCAGAGAAAGGUUGCUCGCCCCUACUGA